Messenger RNA from Aricia agestis (brown argus), 1023 nucleotides. RefSeq lists its product as uncharacterized. Bases 1 to 942 code for a protein of 313 amino acids. NCBI's taxonomy places the organism in Eukaryota, Metazoa, Arthropoda, Insecta, Lepidoptera, Lycaenidae. The record is from RefSeq and is a predicted model, not a curated record. The transcript is spliced from 6 exons.
AUGUUCCGUUUCGCGAAACAUACGAAUGGGCAGGAUGUGUUGAUCUUCAACGGAUACACGUUCACUGUGUCCAACAGACACCACGACGGGCUGAGGUACGCCUGCAGGAGUCGCCUCGCCAAGAAAUGCCCCGCCUUCAUCCGAAUGUCUACAGAGAAUGAGAUCUUGAGAGCACAUUUCGCGAAAAACGCGAAAGGGCAGAAUGUGUUAAUCUUCAACGGAUACACGUUUUCGGUGUCCAACAAACACCACGACGGGCUGAGGUACGGCUGCAGGUGCCGCCAGACCAACAAAUGCCAGGCUUUCAUUCGAAUGUCUACAGAAAAUGAGAUCAUGAGAGCCAACGUCGAGCACAACCAUGAACCGCCUAAAUUCGUUAUUACGAACUCUGGGACUUUAGUCUACCUAAACAGGUGUAUAUUCUACACGACGUACUUAAAUUCCAUAAAAGGGAAUGUGAUUCUGCUGAUGAAUGACUACGCGUACAGUAAGAAUGGGCUUCUAAAGGAUGGGCACAGGUAUGGCUGCUGCAGCCGGACCACCACGGGUUGUCUAGCGUACGUCCACGUUACAGAUGAUAACCAGAUAUCGAAGAGAUGCGGAGAACACAACCAUCCCCCGGCUCCGUACGCAAUCUCCUCCACCGGGGUUUACGUAAGACUUAAGAAGCAACAUUAUCUGAAUUAUUUCAAUCUUUCAACAGCCAAAUUUAUACAGCUGCGCUCUGGAACGACGCUGCUCAUGGUUGGGGAUUAUACCUUCCAUAAAGCUUAUCAAACGUCGUGGCACUCAAGAUGGUAUUGUUCCUACAAGUUGAGGAGGUGUAAAGCAAGUGUUACUGUUGUAGGAAGUCACGUGGAUUUUCUUAAAAGCAAAUUGAUGCAUAAACACAGACCCCCGCGUUUAACCUUUGAAAAUGGAUAUUAUGUGAAACUACGAUGAUGUGCAUUGAUGCAACGCCCAUUUAGAAGGCUUUCUUGCUCUUAUCUAUAUUAAUUAGAUAAAAUAAACAUGUCAAGAGAU